UGAUAUCCAUCUUGUCCUGAUCCGUUUGUGUGGUUUUGCGUCCUCUCAAUCCGUCACCAUUCAUUCACGCCUACUCUCAUGUGCAGUCCUGUUUGGUUCGAGCUCAGACAGAAAAGCAAGGGAAUUUUUCCACUCAGUUUAUUUUACGGAGAAAAAACACACCUUUAAAGCAUUUUUAAAACAAAUUGACAGUUUGGAAGAAUUUCUGACUGAUAGAAGAAGCAGGACGAAUGAAGACAGACAGUCAUUUCAUUUUUUAUUUUACGCAUCAACAUUCGCACGUAGCCUGGAGAGGGAAAAGCUGAGAAGGCAUUGUGUUUUCUGAAAGAAUUACUUAGCUUUGCAGACGGUGUCACCGCGUUGAGGCGAGGGGGAUUUAAUUUUAUAAGUAAUCAGACAGUGUUAAGUUUGCUGAGGUAGGUUACCUGUCAGGGGGAAAAAAAUAGCGAAGAGGCACCGUGGAAAGAUACACGCGUCAUUUCCAAGAUACCAGCGCAACAAGCCAACACCAUUACACCAGCCUGCUGCGUGGAUGGCACACGGGGUAUCUUCUUCUGUUGAACUGGUGCAGAGUAGCCACGCUGAGACCUGGGUCCAGCUGAGAUUCGGGGCUUUCUCGAUAUGAAAGAUAAGUUAAUUUCCUGAGGCCACAACUGAGCUGACUCACAGAAAACUGCACCUAGCAAGGAUUAUUUUUGGACUCUCCUCUACCUCGACAAUACAAAGUGGACUGAGUCACUUUAUCUCUUCAUACUACAGAGACUCCAAGCAUCACCACGCUGCCAUGUUUCUGAACAAGCGUAUCCUGAACUUAACUCCACCUUUCACACCAUGCUUGUUCAUGUCCCUUCUGCUGCUUCUGCUCCCAGGAGUCACUCGUGUCUCACAGGGCAGCGCCAGCCUUGAAGAUGCUGAAGUUGCAUCAGGCAACUGCUCCAGUACUGACAACUGCACCGAUGGCGUGGUGCUGCCCAUGUGGAACCCCCAAAAUCCUGCGGUGGGGGACAAGGUGGCGCGUGCCAUAGUUUACUUUGCAGCCCUCAUAUACAUGUUCCUGGGCAUGUCCAUCAUCGCAGACCGCUUCAUGUCUUCUAUCGAGGUCAUAACCUCCCAGGAAAAGGAGAUCACCAUCAAGAAACCCAAUGGUGAGACGACCACGACCACUGUACGCAUCUGGAAUGAGACGGUAUCCAACCUGACUCUGAUGGCGUUGGGCUCAUCCGCACCAGAGAUCCUGCUGUCUGUCAUUGAAGUAGUCGGCCAUAACUUCGAGGCUGGAUCUUUGGGUCCGAGCACCAUUGUGGGCAGCGCCGCGUUCAACAUGUUCAUCAUCAUCGCUAUCUGUGUGUACGUUGUGCCCGAAAAUGAAGUCCGGAAGGUAAAGCACCUGCGGGUGUUUUUCAUCACUGCUGCCUGGAGCGUGUUCGCCUACAUCUGGCUAUAUCUCAUCCUGUCUGUGGUCUCCCCGGGAGAGGUGGAGGUUUGGGAGGCCGUCCUUACCUUCCUCUUCUUCCCCAUCUGUGUGCUCCAAGCCUGGAUUGCAGACCGCCGCCUUCUCUUCUACAAGUACGUCCAUAAGCGUUAUCGUGCUGACAAGACCCGAGGCAUUAUCAUUGAGUCGGAAGGAGACGCCAUGUUCACUAAAAUGGACUUGGAGAUGGACGGCCAGGGUGGGAACUCCCACACUCACCCCAAAGAGGCCCUGGACGGGAUGCUGGAGGGCGUGGAAGAAGGCGGAGGGAGCGCGGAGCAGGAUCAAGAAGAAGAGGCCCGACGGGAGAUGGCUCGCACUCUGAAAGAUUUAAAACAACGGCACCCGGAGAAAGACAUGGAACAGCUGAUCGAAAUGGCCAACUACCAAGUGCUGGUGCAACAACAGAAGAGCCGGGCCUUCUAUCGCAUCCAAGCCACGCGGAUGAUGAUCGGAGCGGGGAACAUCUUGAAGAAGCACGCUGCCGACCAGGCCAGGAAGGUGGUGAGCUGUCAUGAGGCCAGUGGGCAGGAGGAAGACCCCAACACCAUCUACCUGCAGUUUGACUCCAAUCACUACCAGUGCUUCGAGAACUGCGGCUCUCUGAAGCUGUCAGUCACUCGACAUGGAGGAGAAAAUGGCUGUACUGUGAAGGUGGACUACCGUACGGAGGAUGCGACUGCCAAUGCCGGCUCAGACUAUGAGUUUGCUGAGGGCACUCUGGUCUUCAAGCCUGGCGAGACGACCAAAGAGUUCACCGUCGGUGUCAUUGAUGAUGAUAUUUUUGAAGAAGACGAGCAUUUCUAUGUGCGCUUGAGUAAUCCACGUAUCGUGCACCGGGCUGAGGUCUCUGUCCUGGAGCCAAACUCCAUCACCUCCAGCAACAGCACGGUAGGGAGCUCCAACGCUCCCCCCAAGGCCGCCCUGGGUACUGCCAGCACUGCCACGGUCACCAUUUACGAUGACGACCACGCCGGCAUCUUCACCUUCGAGAAUAACUCCAUGAGGGUCAGCGAGAGCAUCGGUAACAUGCAGGUGAAGGUUCACCGGACGUCCGGGGCCAGGGGGAAGGUGGCGGUGCCCUACCACACCGUCGAAGGCACCGCCAAGGCCGGUGAAGACUACGAAGAGGUGUCCGGCAAGCUGGAGUUUCAGAACGAUGAGACCAUGAAGCUGCUGAAUGUGAAGGUCAUCGAUGACGAGGAGUACGAGAAGAACAAGGCUUUCACCAUUGUGUUGGAGGAGCCCAUCCUGCUAGAUGUGGGAAAGAGACACGGAGACACCAACGAUAACAAGACAGCAGCGGGACCGGAGGACGUGUCAAAGAUGGGCUGCCCCAUUUUGGGCGAGCACACUAAGCUGGAGGUUGUGAUUGAGGAGUCCUAUGAAUUCAAGAGCACAGUGGACAAGCUGAUAAAGAAGACAAACCUGGCUCUGGUGGUGGGGAGCAGCAGCUGGAGAGAGCAGUUUGUUAGUGCUGUCACUGUCAGUGCAGGUGACGAUGACGAGGAAGAGAGCGGGGAGGAGCGCCUGCCGUCCUGCUUUGACUACAUUAUGCACUUCCUGACAGUUUUCUGGAAAGUCCUCUUUGCUUUUGUCCCCCCGACUGAGUACUGGAAUGGCUGGGCCUGUUUCUUUGUGUCCAUUUCUCUCAUCGGCGUCCUGACAGCUGUGACCGGGGACUUGGCCUGUCAUUUCGGCUGCACCGUCGGUCUCAAGGACUCGGUCACCGCCGUGGUGUUUGUGGCCCUCGGCACCUCUGUACCAGAUACAUUUGCGAGUAAAGUGGCUGCCAUCCAGGACCAAUACGCUGACGCCUCCAUCGGCAACGUGACGGGCAGCAACGCCGUCAACGUGUUCCUGGGCAUCGGUGUGGCGUGGACCAUCGCCGCCGUUUACUGGAAGUCCAAAGGCAAGGUGUUCAAGGUGGACCCGGGCUCGCUCGCCUUCUCCGUCACCGUCUUCACCGUCAUGGCGCUGGUGUGUGUGAUGGUGCUGCUCUACCGCCGGCGUCCCAGCGUGUCAGGCGGAGAGCUCGGGGGCCCACGGACACCCAAGCUCCUCACCUUCUUCCUCUUCCUCUCCCUCUGGUUCAUCUACAUCCUGUUGUCCUCCCUAGAGGCUUACUGCCAUGUGCCUGGCUUCUGAGGUGGAGGGAAACACACAGACCGCCUCCUCUCCUUGUUUUUACAGUGUACUGAACGUGUUUACUCUCGUUUUUGUCUAUUUUCACAGAUGUUUAUAACUCUUUGUAUCAUUAGUUAUUAUUGAUACCGCGCAAUAUUUGAUUGACUUUGAAUCUUUGGACUUUGGAACUUUGCUAUGCUGUUAAGAAUAGAUUUAGCCACUGAAAUUAAACCUUUUUUUUUUUUUUUUUAACACAUUGGAUAUUUAUCCAAUCAUUGCUUUCAGCAUAAAUCGCAUCCAACCUUCUGCCACUUAAAACUGCUGCCAUGUCCUCUCUCUGUGUGGACAAUUAUUUGAGUUUUUAAGUGUGAAGAAAGCACAAGAUUAAAGCAGUAUUUUUAAAGGCGUUGUAAAAUGAGUUUAAAGAAAGUGCAUGGAAUGACAUUUUAAUGACAUUUGCUUAAAAGAAAGAAAUGACUGAGGCUGGGGUGAGGUAUUGGUGUGAUGAUAUUUAUAACUCAAUCUAUACAUUAAUUAAUCAUUGUAUAUCAUCAAAAAGAUGAACAUUGUGCGUUGGAGUUUUGUGAAUGGAUAGGUGUGUUUAAUUUUGCACGUUAUCAGAUUAAGAGCUUCUUGGUAAUCUUAUUUGAAGUACUGUAUGUAAUUUUUUGACAUGAUGUGAUGAUGUGUUACUGUGAAUCACUGCUGUGUCACAAUGUGUCCACUGCUCACUAGGGUUAAAAAUGCCUUCUUCUUUUCUUACAACAUGCAUCAACCUGGAGCAGAGUGCCCGCUUUAAACUGUACUAUGAAGUAUAUACAUUAUUAGAGCUUUUCAUGUGCUGUGUGUGUGUGUGUGUGUGUGUGUGUGUGUGUGUGUGUGUGUGUGUGUGUGUGUGUGUGUGUGUGUGUGUGUGUGUGUGUGUGUGUGUGUGUGAGUGUGUGAGUGUGUGAGUGCGUGCACUUCUGCUAUCCAGGACAAAUUGGCGAAGGCAUGGCACUAUUUCCUUAUUGACUCCACACAAAAAAGUGCUGUCUCUGUACCGAUGGGCGAAGGACACCAGUUUUUCUUGAAUUUUUUUUAACAUCACUUUUAGAAUGAAGCACAGCCACGAGAAAAGGGUCACUUUCCAGAUGAGUUAUUAGGCCCUAAUCUUAGCACAAUCCCCAAAUCCAUUGUCUGAGAUGAAAAUGUGACAGUGUCUCUUUGUUUCGCACAGUGUUUGAUAUUGAAAUUUGUUUUUUAUUUACCCUCGGAUCAGUAGAGCCAUAUUUAUUGUAACAGUAUUAUGGUAAAGGUAUUUAUAUGACCAAUUUCAGUUUUAUUGAUAUGCACGUUUAAUGUAC
Messenger RNA from Eleginops maclovinus (Patagonian blennie), 4944 nucleotides. RefSeq names its product solute carrier family 8 member 4a (gene slc8a4a). The coding region runs from base 785 to 3619 and encodes 944 amino acids. The transcript is spliced from 10 exons. Gene Ontology annotation, molecular function: calcium:sodium antiporter activity. The record is from RefSeq and is a predicted model, not a curated record. Gene Ontology annotation, biological process: sodium ion transmembrane transport; cell communication; calcium ion import across plasma membrane. Gene Ontology annotation, cellular component: sarcolemma; postsynapse; axon. Lineage: Eukaryota; Metazoa; Chordata; Actinopteri; Perciformes; Eleginopidae.